CCCACGCUUGACCAUUAGUUCUUGAUACACUAACGAAUUUUUGUAAAAAUCCGGGUGAAAUAAGCCUAAAUUUAUUAAUCUGUGUGAUCUUGUGAUGAGAAAAUGCAACGAAAAGUUCGAAAACCCCCACGAUUCCCAGCACCACGGCCAGCAUCCACGGGGUCUACCUUUUACUCUACUGUACUCAAACAGGGUCGAAGACGUCGUGGUAAUUAUUUGCCUAGAGGGGAUUAUCUCACUCCAAAAUUCACGCCUUUACGCAUCCGUUACGAAAAGCGAGAUUUACUUAAUUUAGGACCUCAUCUACAACGAACUUUCAUGCAAUCUGCUCGGAUCCCCGACAUUGUGACUGAAGAGUAUGUUUGUGAGAAUAUUUCAACUGUCCAGAGAAUAUUUUUCCCCCAGAAUUAUUACCAUCCUUUGCAAAUAUGCCCAUUUUGUGGCUUUGUAGGGUAUAAUUUCCCUGCAGGACCCUCGCAAAUCGUCCCCGAUUACACUCAACUGUUUAUUGAGACUUUUGGGGAAUAUGCUUUUGAGCCAGUCUAUGAAAAUGUUCAGGUUCAGAACAACAUUGUUUAUUAUUAUUAUAUGCAACCCUACGGGCCUUAUGGCCCAUACCAGUUUUAUUACUAAGUUUUUUUUUACGAAAAUUUUCUUUGUACUUUUUUAGUU
Messenger RNA from Tribolium madens (black flour beetle), 672 nucleotides. RefSeq lists its product as uncharacterized. Bases 103 to 633 code for a protein of 176 amino acids. Lineage: Eukaryota; Metazoa; Arthropoda; Insecta; Coleoptera; Tenebrionidae. The record is from RefSeq and is a predicted model, not a curated record. The transcript is spliced from 2 exons.